Molecule: messenger RNA, 2447 nt
Organism: Capra hircus (goat)
Lineage: Eukaryota; Metazoa; Chordata; Mammalia; Artiodactyla; Bovidae
Gene: CYP2B6
Product: cytochrome P450 2B4
Exons: 9
Coding region: 64-1548 (494 amino acids)
Biological process (GO): xenobiotic metabolic process
Cellular component (GO): cytoplasm; intracellular membrane-bounded organelle
Molecular function (GO): iron ion binding; heme binding; oxidoreductase activity, acting on paired donors, with incorporation or reduction of molecular oxygen, reduced flavin or flavoprotein as one donor, and incorporation of one atom of oxygen
Source: RefSeq, a predicted model, not a curated record
CAAGCUUAGUAUAAAAGGCUCAGCCAGAAGCCCAGCAGGUUGGAAGACUGUCAACCUUCGGCCAUGGAGCUCAGCGUGCUCCUUCUCUUUGCUCUGCUCACCGGACUCUUGAUCCUCCUGGCCAGAGGCCGCCCAAAGGCCCGUGGCCACCUCCCGCCUGGCCCCCGUCCUCUGCCCUUCCUGGGGAACCUUCUGCAGAUGGACAGAAAAGGCCUGCUCAAAUCCUUCCUGAGGUUCCAACAGAAAUAUGGGGAUGUCUUCACGGUGUACCUGGGGCCAAGGCCAGUGGUCAUAAUAUGCGGGACAGAGGCCAUUCGGGAGGCCCUGGUGGACCAGGCCGAGGUCUUCUCUGGCCGAGCGAAGAUCGCCGUUGUUGACCCAGUUUUCCAGGGACACGGUGUUGUCUUUGCCAACGGGGAACGUUGGAAGGCCCUUCGACGAUUCUCUCUGGCCACCAUGAGGGACUUCGGGAUGGGAAAGCGGAGCGUGGAGGAGCGGAUUCAGGAGGAGGCUCAGUGUCUGAUGGAGGAGCUGCGGAAAUCCCAGGGCGCCCUCCAGGAUCCCGUCUUCUACUUCCACUCCAUCACCGCCAACAUCAUCUGCUCCAUUGUCUUCGGAAAACGCUUUGACUACAGAGAUCCUCAGUUCCUGAGGCUGCUGGAGUUGUUAUUCAAAUCUUUCGUGCUCAUCAGCUCCUUGUCCAGCCAGCUGUUCGAGCUCUACUCCAGCUUCUUGAAGUACUUUCCUGGCUCACACAGGCAAAUCUACAAAAACCUGCAGGAAGUCAACGGCUUCAUUGACCGCAGUGUGGAGAAGCACCGUGAGACCCUCGACCCCAGUGCCCCCCGGGAUUUCAUUGACUGCUACCUGCUCCGCAUGGAAAAAGACAAGUCCGACCCCCACAGCCAGUUCGAUCAUCGGAACCUCAUCAUGUCUGCUCUGUCGCUGUUCUUUGCCGGCACGGAGACGACCAGCACCACGCUUCGCUAUGGGUUCCUGCUCAUGCUCAAAUACCCACACAUUGCAGAGAGAGUCCACAAGGAGAUUGACCGGGUGAUUGGCUCAGAUCGCCCUCCAGCCCUGGAUGACAGAGCCCAAAUGCCAUACACAGACGCAGUCAUCCAUGAGAUUCAGAGAUUUGCGGACCUCAUCCCCAUUGGUGUGCCCCAUAUGGUCACUAAAGACACUCAUUUCCGAGGGUACAUCCUCCCCAAGGGCACAGAAGUCUAUCCCAUCCUGAGCUCUGCUCUCCACGACUCGCGUUACUUUGAGAAACCAGAUGACUUCAACCCUGCCCACUUUCUGGAUGCCAGUGGGGCAGUGAAGAAAAAUGAUGCUUUUAUGCCCUUCUCCAUAGGAAAGCGUAUCUGUCUUGGCGAAGGCAUCGCCCGCACCGAAUUAUUCCUCUUCUUCACCACCAUCCUCCAGAACUUCUCCGUGGCCAGCCCUGUGGCCCCUGAGGACAUCGACCUUACUCCCCAGGAGAGUGGGGUGGGCAACGUGCCCCCAAAAUACCAGAUCCGGUUCCUGCCCCGUCAAAGGGGCUGAGGGAAGGCGAUUAAGGAUGCCAGGGUCAUAUGCGUCCCCACCUCUGCAGAGAAUGGUUCCUGAACCCUCUCCCUGUCUUCUUGCCUCUGGACAGGCUGUGCUGUGAGCCAGCAUCCCUCCCCUCCAUCGAUGCCACCUCCAUGGGAAAGUCCCAUCUGUGUCUCACCUCCUUCCGUCCCUUUGCAGCUCUUCUAAACUCAAGGAGGUGUUUUCCUUUCACCUAUUAAUAGAAUUCCACAAGUGAUGUAUACAUACAUAUAUAUAUAUAUAUAUAUAUAUAUUUGGCUAAAUAAAUGAGGCAAAGAAUGAAAACUUGCCUCAGUAUCUCUCGGCAUUUCUGCCUCUGCACCAGAGCUUACAAAAGUGACUAUUCCCCUCUUGAGAAUAACCACAGCCUCCCUUUCUCCACAUCUUGGGCUCCAUGAUCUGUGCAUCCAUGAGCUCACUUGAGUCCUUCCAGAGCCCUAUGCAGUGAGUACGAUGAUCAUGCCCAUUGUACAGAUGAGUAAACAGAGGCCAUGCAAUGGCCAGCAUGGUCUGAGGUGACCUGGCUAGUGAGUGGAGAAGCGAGAUUCACACUCUGGGUCCCUGGCUCUUGAACCUAAACUCUUCACACAGCUCCUUUCUGUCCCCGAGAUAGAGUUUAAAAUGAAGAUGAAGUUCAUGACUUGUAACUAACCAAUCUCAAGUGUAUAACGAGGUGGCACUUGGUUCAUUCACAAUCCUGGCCAUCACCAUCAUCUAGUUUCAGACAUUUUCCUCACCCAGAGGAAAACCUGGUACCCCUUAGUAGCCAUUCCCCAUUUUCCCUUGUGUUCAACCCCUGGCAAAACCAAAUGCUUGCUGUCUCCAUGAACUUGCUAUUCUGCACAUUUCAUAUAAACGGAUCAUACAAUGUG